Molecule: messenger RNA, 3669 nt
Organism: Kazachstania africana CBS 2517
Lineage: Eukaryota; Fungi; Ascomycota; Saccharomycetes; Saccharomycetales; Saccharomycetaceae
Gene: RPB2
Product: DNA-directed RNA polymerase II subunit RPB2
Exons: 1
Coding region: 1-3669 (1222 amino acids)
Biological process (GO): DNA-templated transcription
Cellular component (GO): RNA polymerase II, core complex
Molecular function (GO): DNA-directed RNA polymerase activity; ribonucleoside binding; DNA binding
Source: RefSeq, a predicted model, not a curated record
AUGUCAAAUGAAGAAUAUUAUGAGGAUGAUCCAUAUGGAUUUGAAGACGAGAGUGCCCCAAUUACAGCAGAAGAUUCCUGGGCUGUAAUCUCUUCCUUUUUCAGGGAAAAAGGUUUAGUAUCACAACAAUUGGAUUCAUUCAACCAAUUCGUUGAUUACACUUUACAAGAUAUCAUAUCAGAAGAUUCAACACUUAUAUUAGAACAAUUAGCACAACAUACCACCGAGGCUGAUAAUAUCAGUAGAAAAUAUGAGAUUAGUUUUGGUAAAAUUUAUGUUACUAAACCAAUGGUUAAUGAAUCUGAUGGUGUUACUCAUGCUUUAUAUCCACAAGAAGCUCGUUUACGUAAUCUAACGUAUUCAUCUGGUCUUUUCGUAGAUGUAAGGAAGAGAACUUACGAAGCCGUUGACGUUCCUGGUAGAGACUUAAAAUAUGAAUUAAUUGCUGAAGAAUCCGAAGAUGAUAGUGAAAGUGGUAAAGUCUUUAUUGGUCGUUUACCAAUCAUGUUAAGAUCUAAGAAUUGUUACUUAAGUGAUGCUACCGAAUCUGAUUUAUACAAAUUGAAAGAAUGUCCAUUUGAUAUGGGUGGUUAUUUCAUUAUUAAUGGUUCUGAAAAAGUUUUAAUCGCUCAAGAACGUUCUGCAGGUAAUAUUGUCCAAGUUUUCAAGAAAGCUGCACCAUCUCCAAUAUCUCAUGUUGCAGAAAUUAGAUCUGCCCUAGAAAAAGGUUCAAGAUUUAUUAGUACUUUACAAGUUAAAUUAUAUGGUCGUGAAAGUAGUUCAUCCCGUACAAUUAAGGCGACACUUCCUUAUAUUAAACAAGAUAUUCCUAUUGUCAUUAUCUUUAGAGCCCUUGGUAUUAUUCCAGAUGGUGAAAUCUUAGAACAUAUUUGUUACGAUGUCAAUGACUGGCAAAUGUUAGAAAUGUUAAAACCUUGUGUUGAAGAUGGUUUCGUUAUUCAAGAUCGUGAAACAGCUUUAGAUUUUAUUGGUCGUCGUGGUACUGCAUUGGGUAUUAAAAAGGAAAAAAGAAUUCAAUAUGCUAAAGACAUUUUACAAAAAGAAUUUUUACCUCAUAUUACUCAAUUAGAAGGUUUUGAAAGUAGAAAAGCUUUCUUCCUUGGUUAUAUGAUUAAUAGAUUAUUGCUUUGUGCAUUAGAUCGUAAAGAUCAAGAUGAUCGUGAUCAUUUCGGUAAAAAGAGAUUAGAUCUUGCUGGUCCUCUAUUAGGUCAACUUUUCAAAACUUUAUUCAGAAAAUUAACAAAAGAUAUAUUCCGUUAUAUGCAAAGAACAGUGGAAGAAGCCAAUGAUUUCAAUAUGAAAUUAGCUAUCAAUGCUAAAACAAUCACUUCUGGUUUGAAGUAUGCUCUUGCUACUGGUAAUUGGGGUGAACAGAAGAAAGCUAUGUCUUCAAGAGCUGGUGUCUCUCAAGUUUUAAAUCGUUAUACUUAUUCGUCCACAUUAUCACAUUUAAGAAGAACUAAUACUCCUAUUGGUCGUGACGGUAAAUUGGCUAAACCACGUCAAUUACAUAAUACUCAUUGGGGUUUAGUUUGUCCUGCUGAAACUCCUGAAGGUCAAGCUUGUGGUUUAGUUAAGAACCUUUCCUUAAUGUCUUGUAUUUCUGUCGGAACAGAUCCAAUGCCGAUUAUUACCUUCUUAAGUGAAUGGGGUAUGGAACCUCUGGAAGAUUAUAUCCCACAUCAAUCUCCUGAUGCUACAAGAGUUUUCGUUAAUGGUGUCUGGCAUGGUGUUCACAGAAAUCCUGCUAGAUUGAUGGAAACUUUAAGAACUUUAAGAAGAAAAGGUGAUAUUAACCCUGAAGUUUCUAUGAUUAGAGAUAUUCGUGAAAAGGAAUUGAAGAUUUUCACUGAUGCUGGUAGAGUUUACAGACCAUUAUUUAUUGUUGAAGAUGAUGAAGCUCUUGGACAUAAAGAAUUGAAGGUUAGAAAAGGUCACAUCAAUAAAUUAAUGGCAACUGAAUAUCAAGAUAUUGAAGGUGGUUUUGAAGAUUCAGAAGAAUAUACUUGGACUUCUUUGUUAAAUGAAGGUUUAGUUGAGUAUAUUGAUGCUGAAGAAGAAGAAACUAUAUUAAUUGCUAUGCAACCUGAAGAUCUUGAACCAAUGGGAGAGGAAGAAGAAACUCAAAACGAUACUGCAAUGGACCCAGCUAAACGUAUUAAGGCUACUCAAAAUGCAACAACUUUCACACAUUGUGAAAUUCACCCAUCAAUGAUUCUUGGUGUUGCUGCAUCUAUUAUUCCAUUCCCAGAUCACAACCAAUCUCCACGUAAUACUUAUCAAUCCGCUAUGGGUAAACAAGCAAUGGGUGUGUUCUUAACAAACUUCAACGUUCGUAUGGAUACAAUGGCAAAUAUUCUGUACUAUCCUCAAAAACCAUUAGGCACCACCCGUGCUAUGGAAUACCUAAAAUUCAGAGAAUUACCUGCUGGUCAAAAUGCUAUCGUAGCAAUUGCAUGUUAUUCUGGUUAUAACCAAGAAGAUUCUAUGAUUAUGAAUCAAUCUUCAAUUGAUAGAGGUUUAUUCAGAUCUUUAUUCUUUAGAUCAUAUAUGGAUCAAGAAAAGAAAUAUGGUAUGUCGAUCACAGAAACCUUUGAAAAACCACAUCGUACAAAUACAUUAAGAAUGAAACAUGGAACUUACGAUAAAUUAGAUGAUGAUGGUCUAAUCGCACCUGGUGUAAGAGUAUCUGGUGAAGAUAUCAUUAUAGGUAAAACCACUCCAAUUUCACCAGAUGAAGAAGAAUUAGGUCAAAGAACAGCAUACCAUUCUAAACGUGAUGCUUCUACUCCAUUGAGAAGUACUGAAAAUGGUAUAGUUGAUCAAGUCUUAAUUACAACAAAUCAAGAUGGUCUAAAAUUUGUUAAAGUUCGUGUCAGAACGACAAAGGUUCCUCAAAUUGGUGACAAGUUUGCUUCGCGUCACGGUCAAAAAGGUACUAUUGGUAUUACUUACCGUAGAGAAGAUAUGCCAUUUACAGCGGAUGGUAUUGUACCAGAUUUAAUUAUAAACCCUCAUGCUAUCCCAUCACGUAUGACAGUGGCACAUUUAAUUGAAUGCUUAUUGAGUAAAGUGGCUGCCCUUUCUGGUAAUGAAGGUGAUGCUUCUCCAUUUACUGAUAUUACUGUUGAAGGUAUAUCGAAAUUAUUACGUGAACAUGGUUAUCACUCUCGUGGUUUUGAAGUCAUGUACAAUGGACAUACGGGUAAAAAAUUAAUGGCACAAAUAUUUUUUGGUCCUACCUAUUACCAACGUUUGAGACAUAUGGUAGAUGAUAAGAUCCAUGCAAGGGCUCGUGGUCCAAUGCAAGUCUUAACUAGACAACCUGUUGAGGGUAGAUCAAGAGAUGGUGGUUUAAGAUUUGGUGAAAUGGAACGUGAUUGUAUGAUUGCACAUGGUGCUGCAGCUUUCUUAAAGGAAAGAUUAAUGGAAGCUUCAGAUGCCUUUAGAGUUCAUAUUUGUGGUAAUUGUGGUUUAAUGUCAGUUAUUGCUAAAUUAAGUCAUAACCAAUUUGAAUGUAAAGGUUGUAACAACAAGAUCGACAUUUAUCAAAUUCAUAUUCCAUACGCUGCCAAAUUGCUAUUCCAAGAACUGAUGGCAAUGAACAUUACCCCACGUCUAUUUACUGAUCGUUCUAGAGAUUUUUAG